This is a messenger RNA of Astyanax mexicanus (Mexican tetra), 4725 nucleotides long. RefSeq lists its product as uncharacterized. Gene Ontology annotation, molecular function: nucleic acid binding. Gene Ontology annotation, biological process: DNA integration. Lineage: Eukaryota; Metazoa; Chordata; Actinopteri; Characiformes; Acestrorhamphidae. The transcript has a single exon. The record is from RefSeq and is a predicted model, not a curated record. Bases 313 to 3750 code for a protein of 1145 amino acids.
CCAGUGACCUACUCAAGAGAAUUUAUACCUGCAAACAGAAACCAUAUCCCCACCCCAGAGACAGCAAAGGUAUGGUCUCAUCUUGAACACAUUGCAGAUGAGAUAGCUCCUCAGCAAAGCUGUGAUGUUGGCCUGCUAAUUGGCUAUAAUUGUCCUCAAGCCCUAAUACCAAGACAAGUGGUGCCUGGUGAAGAAAAUCAACCCUUCGCACAGAGGACAGACUUGGGAUGGAGUGUUGUUGGCUAUGGUAAUCCAUGCCUCAACUAUGGAGAUGCAAUUGGAAUAAGCCAUCAAGUCAUAGUGAAGCAGGUGAUGCCAAGUGUGCAGUCUUCUUCAGACCUUACAAGUGAAGUGCAUUAUGUCUGUAGAACACAGAUCAAAGAAGUCAUCUUACCUGUAGAUGUCAUCAAGGUGUUGGAAUCUGACUUUGCUGAAAGAGCUUCUGAAGUUAGCUACAUCUCUCAAGAAGAUCGCAGAUUCUUAUCAACAUUGAAAGAGGGUAUCAAACUUAAGCGUGAUGGUCAUUAUGAAAUGCCACUGCCAUUCAAGAAGGAUAGACCCAACUUACCUGAUAACAAGGUGUGUGCCUUCCACCGUCUCAAGUGCCUGGAAAGAAAGCUGAGAAGAGAUGAACAAUACAAUAAGGACUACAAGAGCUUCAUGGAUGAGACUAUAACCCGUGGUGAUGCGGAAAGAGUCCCAAAGGAAGACAUGCAUAAAACUCCAGCAUGGUACAUCCCUCAUCAUGGGGUUUAUCAUCCACGUAAGCCUGGGAGAAUUCGUGUCGUCUUUGAUUGCUCCGCCAAGUUCCAAGGGACGUCUUUGAAUGACCAUCUUCUGACCGGUCCAGAGCUGACAAACACCUUGGUGGGAGUUCUACUUCGCUUUCGAAAAGGCCAGGUCGCAAUCAUGUGUGAUAUAGAGCGCAUGUUCCACCAGUUCCACGUGAAGACAGAAGACCAAGAUUACCUUCGAUUCCUUUGGUGGGAGAACGGAAAAUUUGAAGAACAACCUUCCACAUAUCGAAUGAAGGUCCAUCUUUUCGGUGCAGCUUCAUCACCUGGCUGUGCCAACUAUGGACUUAAGCACAUUGCAGCUGAAGGUCAAGGACGUUUCAGUGAAGACACCAUCAAGUUCAUACAGCGGAACUUCUAUGUUGAUGACGGCUUGUCAAGUGUAUCAUCCACAGGUCAAGCAAUCCAGCUAGUAAAAGAAGCAAGAGAGCUUUGCAGUACAGGCAAACUUCGAUUGCACAAGUUCAUCUCUAACAGUAAAGAAGUCCUUGCCACCAUUCCUAAAGAAGAAUGUGCUGAAGCUGCUACAGAAAGGGACAUGGCACUGGGUGAACUGCAGAUGGAAAGAGCCCUCGGUGUGCAGUGGUGCGUGGCUUUUGAUGAGUUCCAGUUCAGAGUAGUCAUCAAGGAGAGUCCAUUUACCCGAAGAGGAGUCAUGUCCACAGUUGCUUCAAUAUAUGAUCCUCUUGGAUUCGUGGCACCCUUCAUCCUAGUUGGAAAGCAGAUCUUACAGCAGAUGUGUCGGGACAAGCUCAGCUGGGAUGAUGCUUUACCCGAUGACCUGCAACCUCAGUGGGAACGAUGGCUCCAAGAUCUACAACAUCUGGUUAAUGUUAAGAUCCCAAGAUGCUACAUUCCAUCAAGCUUCAAGGCACAGCACUAUGAGCUUCACCAUUUCUCUGAUGCCAGUGUGUCAGGCUACGGUGCGUGCUCAUACCUCAGAGUAGUCAAUGAAUCAGGUGAGGUUCACUGCUCCUUGGUUAUGGGUAAGGCAAGAGUUGCCCCUACCAAAGUCACAACCAUACCAAGGCUUGAGCUGUCAGCAGCAGUAGUAGCCGUCCGCAUCAGUGACAUGCUCAAGAAAGAGCUGGACAUAGAGUGUCAACAAGAAUUCUUCUGGACUGAUUCUAUGGUUGUCCUUGGAUACAUCAAUAAUGAAGCCAGAAGAUUUCACGUGUUUGUAGCAAAUCGUGUGGAACGUAUCAGGCAAAGCACAAAAUUCUCUCAAUGGAGGUUUGUGGCUUCUGAAGAAAAUCCAGCAGACCACGCCUCAAGAGGUCUUGCAGUGGAGCAGCUUGUAUCCUCUGACUGGUUCACUGGCCCAAGGUUUCUGUGGCAGAAGGAACUACCAAGUACACAAGUAAAAAUGGAAGAAAUCUCAAGUGGUGAUCCUGAACUCAAGAAGGUCCAGGUCCACAAUGUUCAGGCAAAGGAAACAAGAUCAUUGUUAGAACACCUGCACAAGUUCUCCGACUGGUCCAGAAUGGUAAAAGCUAUCGCCAGACUCAAGCGCCAUAUAAAAGAAGUCAAGGGUCUCCAGGCAAGGUCCUGUAAAGCCACCAGUCUUGAAGAAAGGAGAGAAGCAGAGCUGUUCAUAAUUAAGAUGGUUCAAGAAGCAACCUUUUCAAAGGAGAUACAGUAUCUCCUGAGACAUAAAGAGACACAAGUCAAAGGCAACAGGCUAUACAGGUUGAGUCCGUUUAUUGAUGAACAAGGUAUUCUUAGAGUGGGAGGCCGUUUAACCCAUGCCGCUUUACAUCCACAUAUUAAACAUCCAGCAGUCCUUCCAAAGGACAGUUAUGUAUCAGCAUUGCUCGUCAAGCAUUAUCAUGAGAAAGUGCUCCAUCAGGGACGAGGAAUGACCUUGAAUGCACUCCGAUCCAGUGGCAUAUGGAUGCUUGGCUGCAGCAAGGCAGUAUCAUCACAUGUCUACAACUGCACAACAUGCAGGAAGUUCCGAAGAAGCCCAGAACAGCAAAGGAUGGCAGACCUCCCAGAGGACAGGAUGCAAACCACCCCUCUAUUCACCUAUUCUGGGAUGGAUUGUUUUGGACCAUUCUAUAUUAAGGAAGGAAGAAAGGAGCUAAAGCGUUAUGGGCUGUUACUUACCUGUAUGUGUUCCAGAGCAGUGCACAUCGAGAUGCUAGACAAUCUGACCACAGAUGCAUUCAUCAACGCUCUGCGUUCAUUCAUCGCUAUUCGUGGAAUGGUACGCCAGAUAAGAUGUGAUCAAGGCACAAACUUCAUCGGCGCUAGACGAGAGCUUGCUGAAGCACUGAAAGAAAUGGAUCAGGAAGAGCUCAAGGAAAUUGGAUGUGAGUUCAUUAUGAAUACCCCAGCCUCAAGUCAUAUGGGUGGAGUCUGGGAAAGACAAAUUCGCACCAUCAGGAGCGUCUUAACAUCAAUCAUGGAACAGUCAGCCAGACAACUUGACUGCUCGUCUUUACGAACAUUCCUGUAUGAAGUCAUGGCAGUUGUCAAUAGCAGACCUUUGACUACUGAUUGCCUUAAUGAUGCAUCCAGCCCAGAGCCCCUUACCCCAAACCACAUCUUGACAAUGAAGUCAACGAUUCUCGCUCCACCUCCUGGAAGGUUCGUUAAGGAAGAUCUCUACCUCCGCAAGAGAUGGCGUCGUGUUCAGUUCUUGGCCAACCUCUUCUGGAGGCGAUGGAAGAAGGAGUACCUUCUGAAUCUCCAAUACAGACAGAAGUGGACAAAAGACCGCAGAGAUGCAAGGGUCAAUGAUGUUGUUCUGUUGCAGGAUGAUAACACAGCACGUAACCAGUGGAAGAUGGCAAAGGUCAUCGAAGUAUACCCUGGAAAGGAUGGAAGAGUGAGAAGAUUGAAGUUGCUUAUUAGUGACUCCAGCCUUGAUGAGAAGGGAAAGCGUAUCUCCAAACCUGUCCACCUAGAGAGGCCUAUCCAUAAAACAGUGACACUUCUGGAAGCAAACUGAAGACUCUAGUCUUCCCACCUUCUCCUAUCUUUUCUUUCUCUUUCUUCAUACUCUAUCUCUAUCUAGAUGCAACCUUGUGACCAUUAUUGGAGAAGUCAAAACUGAAGCUAUAAUUUAUUUAUUUUAUUGUUAUUUUUCUUCAUCCUGAGUAAUUUAGAGUUAGAAAUCAUAAAUUUGGUGGGAGUGUAACUGCAUACCUGGGCAGUGUAUUUUAUUUCUACUUUAAGAGCUGAGGCGGAACUACAUGUCCAAAAAGGUUUCCUGGUGGGACCUGUUAUAUGCACGGACAGGUAGCAGAAUGGGCAUUUUCAUGUCUUUUCCUAAGUUAAAUUUAAGUGUUUAAAGGUGUGUUCACAUGGUAAGGGACACUGUAAAGGAAGCCAUACCCCUCCCUGAGUUAUUUAUGCAGCCAAUGAGGUUUGUGUUACUCUUUUUUGUAUUAUUGUUUUAAGAAAGAUUAAUGAGUGUAUUGGUGCUACUGUUUCUAGUAUCUGCUAAAAUACAUAAAUGAAACUUAAUAUGCAAUUUCAUGCUGUUCAUGGUAGUUUAUAUGCAAAGUUGUAAUUUUGUUUAUCUUAUUGUUGUAUCAUUUUUUGUAUUACAGUUUUCACGUUUAGGAAUAAACCCCUAAUCAGUGUAUUAAGAACAGUUGUGCUGUCGUCAUUAUAUCAAAGGGAGGCAUAGGUAUAGCACACUGAAUUCGAUGCACUCUGAAUGGUUCUCUUUCAAAAUGUAAAAGAUAAUGCAGCCUUUUUUCACUUUUAUGGAAAAUCUUUCACUUGCAGCAAUUCCAGAAUAAUGGUAAAAUGUUUCCCCCUGUAAGAUUGGAACAUGCUCCUUAACCAAAUUUACACUAAUAAAUGAUACAAGACCAUAUGCUGUGUGCUAAGCUCUUUGUGUUGUGUGUUCGAGGAAUUUAGAUUCCCCCCCCUUAAUUAUGUCACCUAUAUAAAGAUAUAAACUUUGUCUAACUAA